Neodiprion fabricii is the source of this 3239-nucleotide messenger RNA. It is a transcript of the gene shakB, whose product is annotated as innexin shaking-B. Bases 1049 to 2170 code for a protein of 373 amino acids. Gene Ontology annotation, molecular function: gap junction channel activity. NCBI's taxonomy places the organism in Eukaryota, Metazoa, Arthropoda, Insecta, Hymenoptera, Diprionidae. Gene Ontology annotation, cellular component: gap junction; plasma membrane. The transcript has 6 exons. The record is from RefSeq and is a predicted model, not a curated record.
CGGCUCGCCUUUAGCCGAGAGAUUUCCAAAAUUUAUAUCGUCCGUCGUCGAGUAUCGAGAGUUUUGAAAGUUGGUUUUGACGGUGGACGAAUCGCGGUUGGCGGUGCGCGAUCAGUUCGACUAUAAUUUGGCGUCACCGGGUUCGACGGAACGUGGCGAGAUCGGAACUCCCUGCGAAGUGGGUUGGACCAGAAUAUUAUUCACUUGACCCAACGCUAAAGGAACUUGGCAAACUCGCCCUUUUCGGGGGUUGAGCUGCGAUCGAGGGGAGAGCAUGCGACAGAAAUCAAGGUCCUCGUUUCAGCGCUCCUCUACCCAGGUGCGGAAGAUACGGUCAGUUCCGGACCGCGGUCACAGAGAAACGAAGGGUGAGGGAAGGGCUACAUCUAGGAACUUUUUCCGGAACGAGGGCAAUUUGUCAAGUUGGAAAUUAGUCAAAAGAGUUUGAAAUAUUGGACACCACUAAGACUCCGACCGCCCUGUCGGCGAGAUCGCUGGCAUUUUCGGGUACCCGGUUUUAUCUAUAAUACGAGGAGGAGGAUGAACGACCCGAGAACACCCGCUUGGUCCUCGAAGAAUCUUAGCGGAAUGGAGACAAAUAACACGUGAUGAUCGCCCCGCUCUCUGACAAGAUUAAUCUCAGCCCAUCCGUCCGUUCGCGCUCGCGUAUAACGUUGAUGUCGCAGGAACACCUGAACCGCGAAAAUAAAGGAGCGCGCUCGGAUACGGCGCGGAAAAUUUGCACACGUGUGCCGAUAACUUUGUAUGAAAAAAUCGACGUAUACGCCGCAGUGUAACAAUCGUCUAGUUCCUUAAAAUAAAACCCAUUAAAACCAUACGACUCGAUAUGAGAACAAUUAAAGUCGCCCUAAAACGUUCGAAGUACGGAAUAUCGUCGGCAAGGUGCUUCGCAGCGAGUGCCUGGACAAAUCUGCAGGUCGCAACGCGGAGAACUCUGGGACCCCCGGUGUCUGAGGAUUAUUCGGUAAUAUUCUGCUCAACGGCAGAGACGAGGACCCGCUGCGCGACGGGAUCGUAGUGCGUCAAGAUGUUGGACAUAUUUCGCGGUCUGAAGAACCUCAUCAAAGUUUCCCACAUCCACAUCGACUCGGCGGUAUUCAGACUCCACUACAGCAUCACUGUCAUGCUGCUCGUCGCCUUCUCCCUGAUCGUUACGACCCGGCAGUACGUAGGCAAUCCGAUAGACUGUAUUCACAGCAAGGACCUGCCCGAGGAUGUCCUGAAUACCUACUGCUGGAUUCACAGCACCUACACGAUAACAGCGGCCUACAAGAAGAAGGAGGGCUCGGAGGUUCCAUUUCCCGGGGUCGACAACUCCAAGGCCCAUCCGGAGAGUGAGAAGAAGGUCUACAGGUACUAUCAGUGGGUCUGCUUCAUGCUCUUCCUCCAGGCAAUUCUGUUCUACACACCGCGAUGGUUGUGGAAAGGAUGGGAAGGUGGGAAGAUCCACGCGCUUAUGAUGGAUCUGGAUAUUGGCAUCUGCUCAGAAGUCGAAAAGAAACAAAAGAAGAAGCUGCUACUAGAUUAUUUGUGGGAAAACCUGAAGUACCACAACUGGUGGGCGUAUAGGUACUACCUCUGUGAGGUUUUGGCCCUCAUUAACGUCAUUGGUCAAAUGUUUCUAAUGAACCGGUUCUUCGACGGAGCAUUCCUGACGUUUGGUAUUGACGUUCUGAGGUUCCUCGAAUCUGACCAAGAGGACCGAGUCGAUCCGAUGAUCUUCGUUUUUCCGCGGAUGACCAAGUGUACUUUUUACAAGUACGGAGUUGGCGGAGAGGUGGAGAAACACGACGCAGUCUGCAUACUGCCUUUGAACGUAGUAAACGAGAAGAUUUAUGUCUUCCUCUGGUUUUGGUUCCUACUUCUCGGUGCUCUAAGCUUCAUGACCGUCGUGUACAGGAUCGUGAUAAUAUUCUCACCACGAAUGAGGGUCUACCUGUUGAGACUGAGAUUUCGCCUAGUCCGAAGAGAAGCUGUGGAGACGAUAGUCAGACGGAGUAAAAUGGGAGACUGGUUCCUCCUCUACAUGCUGGGAGAGAAUCUGGACACAGUGAUAUACAGGGACGUGAUGCACGACCUGGCCAACAAGUUGGCAUCGAGGCAUCAUCACAGCGUCCCCGGCAUUAAAGGCGAGCUCCAGGAGGCGUAGCCAAAAACCCACGCCAUCAACAUCGAUUUGUGUCUUCCCCAUCGAUCUCCAGCCGAGAGCAUCUCAACCAACCAAAGGAGUUUCAUUAUUUAUUUGCAUCUUAUACCAACUUCGUAUACCAGGCUACGCAUCAAAAUGAUCUGCCUAUGGGUAGGGACGUGUGUAAGAAUACGCCUGUCGUUACGAGAUUUUGGUAAUAAUCAUGCAAGAUAGUCGAUAUGGGCUUAAUUGUGUAUUAUAAUUAUUAUAGUAACAGGCACUUUAGUACUAUACAUGAUUAUCAUUAUUAUUGUUAUUAUCAUCGGCGGUGUCGCCAAUGCUAGAUCGAUAAAUUUUAUUGUUAUCUUUAUUCUCAUUAUUUUUAUUUUAUUUCUUCAUUGUUAUUGAGGUAUCGCUAAUAUUACCAUUAUUAUUAUUACAAUUAUUAUUAUUAUCGUUAUUUAUAUCGAGUUUUUAAACUUGAAAAAGACGCGUUUUGUACGAGUGAUAGGUGGUAGUUAUAGUAAUAAUUACAGAGAGUGAAAAAAUUAACGAGAUGAAAAUGAAAAAUAAAAAUAUAAUCGAGGGGUGUGUGCUCGUAAAGCGCAUCGCUAUACCUCGAUCAAGAAGUGAAGAUUUAUUUAAUGAAUAAAUCAAAUUUUAUUUAAUAAUAAUAAUAAUAAUAAUAAUAAUAUCUAUAUAGUUGAAAAAAGACAACUGCCACUAUUGCGCGUGAUUCGAAGAGUGUAUAGGGAUAUUAACCUAUUUUUAAAUGGUACGGAGGACCAAGGUAAAUUUCGAUAAACAUUCUUGCCUUUCGCGUUAAAGUUGCAGAUUAAGGCUUCUCGAACAAACCAUAUUUCCGUUCAAUAAAUUCAGUGUAGGAGGUUUGUGCAGACAAUUAGUUGCAGUACUUGCAACAAGUUUGUCGUGAUUUAAAACCGGUCUGUUCAUAAAACCUACUUAUGCGUACAUAAACAACACAUGAAUACAUCAAAUACAGUUAUACAUAUAUGUGGUGAAAAUUUUUACGUAUAACGGAAAAUGUUGAAACAAAAUGAAAAAAGAACAGAAGUGAUGCAGUGAUAUA